Molecule: messenger RNA, 894 nt
Organism: Drosophila melanogaster (fruit fly)
Lineage: Eukaryota; Metazoa; Arthropoda; Insecta; Diptera; Drosophilidae
Exons: 3
Coding region: 89-781 (230 amino acids)
Cellular component (GO): nucleus; cytoplasm
Molecular function (GO): tubulin binding; ubiquitin protein ligase binding; S100 protein binding
Source: RefSeq, marked reviewed
ACAUUCACCACGGGCGCCGGCGUCAUUGAAUUGCUCGAAAUUUCUGCGAACCUACAAAAUUAAUCAACUGUUAUUCAGACAAAACAAAAUGUCAUUGGAACAGCUGAAAAGCGAUGUGGCCGAGCUGGCGGCCUUCCUGCAGCAGGCGAAAGGUGCCCGCGUAAAAGACGUGCUGACCACCGCUAAAGCGGAGGCGGAACGGGAGAUUGUCAAUCUGGAGUUGAAGGCCAAAAUUGCGGCAGAGCGACAGGCCACCGGGUCGAGCGAAGCCAAGAGAUAUCUGCACGAGCUGACCGACUACGGCUGGGACCAGAGCGCCAAGUUCGUGAAGCUCUUCAUCACCUUGAACGGAGUGCAGGGCUGCACGGAGGAGAAUGUGACAGUCACCUACACACCUAACUCGUUGCAGCUCCAUGUGCGCGAUCUUCAGGGCAAGGACUUUGGGCUGACCGUAAACAAUCUGCUGCACAGUAUCGAUGUGGAGAAGAGCUACCGAAAGAUCAAGACCGACAUGGUGGCCAUCUAUCUGCAGAAGGUUGAGGACAAGCACUGGGAUGUGCUCACCGCUAUCCAGAAGCGUUUGAAGCAAAAGAAGGACAGCGAAUUGUCCAAAGAUGGCGACAAUCCCGAAUCGGCGCUUGUUAACAUCAUGAAGAAGAUGUACAACGACGGUGACUCCAAGACGAAGCAGAUGAUCGCCAAAGCUUGGACCGAGAGUCAGGAUAAGGCGAAGCUUGGCAAGGAGACGGGCGGCGGAUUGGAUUCUUUCGACGAUCUUUAGAUAUGAUAAUAACCACACCCAUUCGCGAAUUAGCUAACUACCUAAGGCACUGCUUCGAUUCCAGCACAAUUUGUAUAUGUGGAUAAAUAAACUCCCAGCUAGGGCAUUAAGUU